Molecule: messenger RNA, 1866 nt
Organism: Papaver somniferum (opium poppy)
Lineage: Eukaryota; Viridiplantae; Streptophyta; Magnoliopsida; Ranunculales; Papaveraceae
Product: zinc finger BED domain-containing protein RICESLEEPER 2-like
Exons: 4
Coding region: 382-1719 (445 amino acids)
Molecular function (GO): DNA binding; protein dimerization activity
Source: RefSeq, a predicted model, not a curated record
UUCAUUUCUUGUUAUCUCCUCCGAACUCUAGGUUAGAGAGAUCAAAAUUUUCUGCCAAAAUUAGUCUCCUUUUGGUCUUAAUCAGAGAUUUUACUUUCCUUUCUAUCAUAUUCUCUCGUCAUCUCCUUUUUUUUAUCUCGUUAUUUCCUUUCUCUCGUAUUCUCUAGAGAGAUUUCAGCCAAAUAUUGUGUCUCCUGUUGGUACAAAUUCAGAAUGGAAUCAAUGGAUUAUUAUACGAUUUGCAAAAUUGAAAUCCUUUUUAAUCAUAAUGCAACCGCCUUCUUUAUUUAUAGGGUUGAAUCCAUUCAGUAUCUACUGUUAAUUUAUUUUGGAGAAGAAGGGGCUGAUAAAACUGUUUGUGAUUUUUCUCUAAUUUGAAGCAUGGAUGUUUCUGAUUUGGUUGAAACAACACCCACUUCAAAUGUUACAGACUCACAAUUACCAUCCCCUGCUACCGGUGGAACUAAAAAAAGAAAACUAACGUCUAUAGUAUGGAAAGGUUUUGAACAAAUUGAAGAAGUGGAUCCAGAUGAUCCACAAAAGAUAAAGAGGUUGAAGCUUGCACAGUGCAAGAUAUGUGACCGAAAGUUUUCGGGGGAUCCGAAAGCAGGCACUUCUCAUCUCAAAAGGCACAUGGACAGCUGUUUGAAAAAGAACCAAUCUGCUGAUGAAACACAGACAUUAAUAGCUCCAAUUGGGUCAGGUACUUUUACUGCAUUUCGAUUCUGUCAAGCAAGAGCUAGAAAGAACAUUAUAAAGUUGAUUAUUUUGAGGGAGUUGCCAUUUCAGUUCGUAGAAGAUCCAUUUUUCCAAUGGUUUAUAAACGAUAGUUUUCACCCUCGAUUUGUGAAAUUUUCUCGAGCCACUGUUAGGCGUGAUAGUUUAAAUUUUUUUGAAAUGGAAAAACAAGUUUUAAAGAGAACUUUAUUAGAGGCACCUGGAAAAAUAUAUUUGACAUCAGAUUUGUGGUUGUCGUGUCAGAAGCUAAGUUACAUGUCUAUCACUGCUCACUUUUUAGACAAAAAUUGGGUCUUGCAUAAAAGGAUAAUUUUUUUUACUUUAGUUGACAAGUCCCACACUGGAGAACAUAUUUCUGAGUUACUUAUUCAGAAACUUUCCAAUGAUUGGGGGAUUUCUAUGAAGAUUUUCUCAUUAUCCUUGGAUAACGCUAGUGCAAAUACUGUUUCAGUUCAACGGAUAAAAGUGAUGCUGCCUGACUUGCCAUCUAAAGGAGAUCUAUUUCACAGUGUUCUGCAGAAGCAAGAAGAGACAAUCUCCGACGACGAAGAUGACUCCUUUUGGCAAUCCCGAAGUCAGAAUAGGAGGGAUCCCCUUUCUUCAGCAUCAGAAGAACUGACGAGAUACUUCGCAUAUCCAGAACCAGCAACUUUUGAAGAUAUGAAGAAUUUUGACAUAUUGGGUUGGUGGAAAGCUAAUGAAAAACGAUAUCCAGUUCUUUCUUGCAUUGCACGAGAUGUACUAGCAGUCCCUGUCUCCACAGUUGCUUCUGAAUCUGCGUUUUCUCUUGGAAAGCGUGUAUUGAGUGAUUAUCGCAGUAGCUUAACACCGCAAAUGUUGGAAUGUUGUGUGUUUCUAAAAGAUUGGUGGAAAGCUGAACUGAAAAAUCGUAUGAUGACACUAGAUCCACUAAACGACGAUAUUACUCCAGUUGAUGAUGAGAAUGAUGUCUCUGAAUCAUCAUGUGUCUCUUUAAGGUAGACGGUAGAGAAUCUGAAGUCAUGUGGUGUAAGUAUUGAUUCUGAUGAAGAGCUAGACAAAGAGGAAUAAAGUUUUUAUUCAUUUCAUUGUUUUUAUUAGUAAGAUGAAAUAAAGUUUUGGAGUAGUAGUGUUAUGAAUUUGUUUGAU